Molecule: messenger RNA, 4557 nt
Organism: Salvelinus fontinalis (brook trout)
Lineage: Eukaryota; Metazoa; Chordata; Actinopteri; Salmoniformes; Salmonidae
Product: calpain-1 catalytic subunit-like
Exons: 22
Coding region: 140-2287 (715 amino acids)
Biological process (GO): proteolysis
Cellular component (GO): cytoplasm
Molecular function (GO): calcium-dependent cysteine-type endopeptidase activity; calcium ion binding
Source: RefSeq, a predicted model, not a curated record
CACCACCGUGCACCGUUUUACGUUACACCCCCCCUACCAUGUUCUGAGAUUUAUACGAUUGAAUAGUAAACUGGAAGUCUGGCACGUUACUAGGAAAAACAUCAAAGCAGGUGUCUUCAAAGUGCUCGUAGACUCAAGUAUGUCAGGGGGAAUCUCUGCUAGCAUAGCCACCAGCAGGCUACGAGCCGAGGGAAUGGGCUCCAACGACCACGCCGUACCCUUCCUUAACCAGGACUAUGAGGCUCUGAGGCAGGAGUGUCUGGAGACGGGGUGUCUGUUUCAGGACCCCUCCUUCCUCGCCGAGCCUCCCUCUCUGGGCUUCAAGGAACUGGCCCCCUUCUCCGCCAAGACCAGGGACGUGCAAUGGAUGAGGCCCACGGAGCUGACAGAUGACCCUCAGUUCAUCCUGGGAGGAGCUACCAGAACAGAUAUCUGCCAGGGAGCGCUAGGUGAUUGCUGGCUCCUAGCAGCCAUAGCCUCUCUAACCCUCAAUGAGAGGCUGCUCCACCGAGUGGUCCCUCAUGGUCAGUCCUUCCAAGAGGACUACGCUGGGAUCUUCCACUUUCAGUUCUGGCAGUUUGGUGAGUGGGUGGACGUGGUGAUUGAUGACCGGCUGCCGACGAAGGAUGGAGAGCUCAUGUUUGUCCACUCAGCCGAGGGCAAUGAGUUCUGGAGCGCCCUGCUGGAGAAGGCCUACUCCAAGCUCAAUGGUUCCUACGAGGCUCUGUCUGGAGGCAGUACCACAGAAGGUUUUGAGGACUUCACCGGUGGUGUCUCUGAGAUGUACGAUCUCCGGAAGGCUCCACGGGACCUGUACAGGAUCAUCAGCAAAGCCCUGGACAGAGGCUCACUGCUGGGCUGCUCCAUCGACAUAACCAGUGCCUUUGACAUGGAGUCUGUGACGUUCAAGAAGCUGGUGAAAGGACACGCUUACUCAGUCACCGGCCUCAAGCAGGUGGACUACCGGGGUCAGGUGGAGAGGCUGAUCAGGGUGAGGAACCCCUGGGGACAGGUGGAGUGGACUGGGGCCUGGAGCGACAAUUCUCCAGAAUGGGAUGAGUUGGAUCCAACUGAGAGAGAGGACCUGCAUCUACAGAUGGAGGAUGGAGAGUUUUGGAUGUCGUUCCGGGAGUUCCUGAGGCAGUAUUCCCGUCUGGAGAUCUGUAACCUGACGGCGGACGCUCUGAGUGAGGACGGCCUCAGCCACUGGAACACCAUCAAGUUCCACGGCAUGUGGAGACGGGGGAGUACCGCCGGGGGCUGCCGCAACCAACCCAACACGUUCUGGAUCAACCCCCAGUAUAAGAUCACUCUGCUCGAGGAGGAUGACGACCCUGAGGAUGACGAGGUGGCUUGUAGCUUCCUGGUGGCUCUGAUGCAGAAGGACAGGAGGAGGUACCGGGGACAGGGACAGGACAUGCACACCAUCGGGUUCGCCAUCUACGAGAUUCCAGAAGAGUACAGGGGCUGUCAGAACGUGCACCUGAAGAAAGACUUCUUCCUGACCCACUCAUCCUGCGCUCGCUCUGAGACCUUCAUCAACCUGAGAGAGGUCAGCAACCGUCUCCGUCUGCCUCCGGGAGAAUAUCUCAUCGUCCCCUCCACCUUCGAGUCUGGCCAGGAGGCCGACUUUGUCCUGAGAGUCUUCACUGAGAAACAGUCCGAGACUGAAGAGCUAGAUGAUAUAAUAUCUGCAGACUUGGAAGAUGAGGACCAAGUCGGUGAAGAGGACGUUGACGACGCUUUCAAAUCCAUGUUUGCUCAGCUUGCAGGAGAGGACAUGGAGAUAUCUGUCCGUGAGCUCAGGACCAUCCUGAACAGGGUGGUGACUAGACAUAAAGACCUGAAGACAGACGGUUUCAGUAUGGAGUCCUGUAGGACCAUGGUCAACCUCAUGGAUAAAGAUGGCAGUGCCCGUCUAGGCCUGAUAGAGUUCCAGCUCCUCUGGAAUAAGAUUAGGAAGUGGCUGGUCAUCUAUAGAGAAUAUGACAUGGACAAGUCAGGGUCCAUGAGCUCCUAUGAGAUGCGACUUGCUGUGGAGUCUGCAGGUUUUAAACUGAACAACAGACUGAAUCAGGUCCUAGUGGCUCGCUAUGCUGAGAACGAGGCCAUAGACUUUGACAACUUCAUCUGCUGUCUGGUCAAACUGGAAGCCAUGUUUAGUAAGUACUGUACAGUUCCUGUUUGUACUGUUAUACGGUAUAUUAUACAUUUACAUUUACAUUUAAGUCAUUUAGCAGACGCUCUUAUCCAGAGCGACUUACAAAUUGGUGCAUUCACCUUAUGACAUCCAGUGGAACAGCCACUUUACAAUAGUGCAUCUAAAUCUUUUAAGGGGGGGGGGGUCAGAAGGAUUACUUUAUCCUAUCCUAGGUAUUCCUUAAAGAGGUGGGGUUUCAGGUGUCUCCGGAAGGUGGUGAUUGAUUCCACUGUCCUGGCGUCGUGAGGGAGUUUGUUCCACCAUUGGGGUGCCAGAGCAGCGAACAGUUUUGACUGGGCUGAGCGGGAACUGUACUUCCUCAGUGGUAGGGAGGCGAGCAGGCCAGAGGUGGAUGAACGCAGUGCCCUUGUUUGGGUGUAGGGCCUGAUCAGAGCCUGAAGGUACUGAGGUGCCGUUCCCCUCACAGCUCCGUAGGCAAGCACCAUGGUCUUGUAGCGGAUGCGAGCUUCAACUGGAAGCCAGUGGAGAGAGCGGAGGAGCGGGGUGACGUGAAAGAACUUGGGAAGGUUGAACACCAGACGGGCUGCGGCGUUCUGGAUGAGGUGUAGGGGUUUAAUGGCACAGGCAGGGAGCCCAGCCAACAGCGAGUUGCAGUAAUCCAGACGAGAGAUGACAAGUGCCUGGAUUAGGACCUGCGCCGCUUCCUGUGUGAGGCAGGGUCGUACUCUGCGGAUGUUGUAGAGCAUGAACCUACAGGAACGGGCCACCGCCUUGAUGUUAGUUGAGAACGACAGGGUGUUGUCCAGGAUCACGCCAAGGUUCUUAGCGCUCUGGGAGGAGGACACAAUGGAGUUGUCAACCGUGAUGGCGAGAUCAUGGAACGGGCAGUCCUUCCCCGGGAGGAAGAGCAGCUCCGUCUUGCCGAGGUUCAGCUUGAGGUGGUGAUCCGUCAUCCACACUGAUAUGUCUGCCAGACAUGCAGAGAUGCGAUUCGCCACCUGGUCAUCAGAAGGGGGAAAGGAGAAGAUUAAUUGUGUGUCGUCUGCAUAGCAAUGAUAGGAGAGACCAUGUGAGGUUAUGACAGAGCCAAGUGACUUGGUGUAUAACGAGAAUAGGAGAGGGCCUAGAACAGAGCCCUGGGGGACACCAGUGGUGAGAGCGCGUGGUGAGGAGACAGAUUCUCGCCACGCCACCUGGUAGGAGCGACCUGUCAGGUAGGACGCAAUCCAAGCGUGGGCCGCGCCGGAGAUGCCCAACUCGGAGAGGGCGGAGAGGAGGAUCUGAUGGUUCACAGUAUCGAAGGCAGCCGAUAGGUCUAGAAGGAUGAGAGCAGAGGAGAGAGAGUUAGCUUUAGCAGUGCGGAGCGCCUCCGUGAUACAGAGAAGAGCAGUCUCAGUUGAAUGACUAGUCUUGAAACCUGACUGAUUUGGAUCAAGAAGGUCAUUCUGAGAGAGAUAGCAGGAGAGCUGGCCAAGGACGGCACGUUCAAGAGUUUUGGAGAGAAAAGAAAGAAGGGAUACUGGUCUGUAGUUGUUGACAUCGGAGGGAUCGAGUGUAGGUUUUUUCAGAAGGGGUGCAACUCUCGCUCUCUUGAAGACGGAAGGGACGUAGCCAGCGGUCAAGGAUGAGUUGAUGAGCGAGGUGAGGUAAGGGAGAAGGUCUCCGGAAAUGGUCUGGAGAAGAGAGGAGGGGAUAGGGUCAAGCGGGCAGGUUGUUGGGCGGCCGGCCGUCACAAGACGCAAGAUUUCAUCUGGAGAGAGAGGGGAGAAAGAGGUCAGAGCACAGGGUAGGGCAGUGUGAGCAGAACCAGCGGUGUCGUUUGACUUAGCAAACGAGGAUCGGAUGUCGUCGACCUUCUUUUCAAAAUGGUUGACGAAGUCAUCUGCAGAGAGGGAGGAGGGGGGGGGGGGAGGAUUCAGGAGGGAGGAGAAGGUGGCAAAGAGCUUCCUAGGGUUAGAGGCAGAUGCUUGGAAUUUAGAGAGGUAGAAAGUGGCUUUAGCAGCAGAGACAGAAGAGGAAAAUGUAGAGAGGAGGGAGUGAAAGGAUGCCAGGUCCGCAGGGAGGCGAGUUUUCCUCCAUUUCCGCUCGGCUGCCCGGAGCCCUGUUCUGUGAGCUCGCAAUGAGUCGUCGAGCCACGGAGCAGGAGGGGAGGACCGAGCCGGCCUGGAGGAUAGGGGACAUAGAGAGUCAAAGGAUGCAGAAAGGGAGGAGAGGAGGGUUGAGGAGGCAGAAUCAGGAGAUAGGUUGGAGAAGGUUUGAGCAGAGGGAAGAGAUGAUAGGAUGGAAGAGGAGAGAGUAGCGGGGGAGAGAGAGCGAAGGUUGGGACGGCGCGAUACCAUCCGAGUAGGGGCAGUGUGGGAGGUGUUGGAUGAGAGCGAGAGGGAAAAGGAUACAAG